CGCACACUUCCCAUCGUUUGAUCUCUGUUUGUCCCCCGGAGAUCCCUAAGGCAUUCCUUCCACAGCCAGCCGCCUUUGCCCGCACACCGUUCGGUUAGCGACAACGUUCAAAUGCACUCUCAGCACAUACAAAUCGCCUCCUCCUCUCCCCUAGAAACCGUGCCUCGGUGACGGUCCUCUUCCUCAGUUAUCAUCAUUAUCGAUAUCACGAUUCCGUUGUCCUUUUAAACCGGCGUCGAUCGGCUUGUUGAACGAUAUCCUGUAUAAUAUACCUGGGUUGUGCUUUUUGUUGUUUGCUGUUUGCUUUUCUAUACCUCUAGCGAUUGUCGUGCUUCUGGGAGGCUAGCCACCCAUUAAAAAGUUCUCGUUCCGUGUCUCGUCUCGCCGUUUGCAGCCUCGAUUUUUAUGCGCAUUUCUCGAUAAUGUACCAUUAUCCCAGUCCACACCCCGGGUGGUCUUCCUACGACUACAUGACCUCCCCUCCCACCUCGCCUCACUACGCCUAUUACGCCACCCAAUUUGCCAGUCCCUACGCCUCGCCUCGUGGCCCCUCGAAGCGCCAUAACCGCAAAGCCAGCUACGCCGGUCCCAGGGAAACGGCAGGAUGGUAUUCCGGGUAUGGCCAUGGUAUUUAUGAAGCGAUGCCGGAGCAGGGCACGCCACCGCGCAAGCACGAUCCUGUAAGUGCUUCUUUUGGUGGCUAUCACCGUCGUCGCAGUACCAUGUCUGGUGCGCCCGCCGGUCAGUGGGAGUCCGCUGGCGCUCCGCCGUCGCACAAGCGACCCAUCUUUGUAGAUGUGGUCGACGAUGGAUACGACGACGCCCCCCGAUACGUCUUUCGCGAGGAACCCAGUCCUCCCCGUCGCAAACCGUCGACGCCUCAGCGCAAGCCAAAGCCACCCACUGAUCAAUACUUUUACUAUAACCAGGUACCUACCCAAGAUGACGUCGAUUCCGCCAAACGCGCCCGGGCGCGUCGCCAAUCUACCUCCACUCGGACGCCGUCAAAGCCCAAGCCUGCACCCGCGGCCAAGCCGCCGCCGAAGGCCACCGAAGAGGACGCUGCGCGUGCUGGUAUCCCCGAAGGAUACUCGAUCAAGAACUGGGACCCGACAGAAAUGCCCAUCAUCCUUUUGGGCAGUGUGUUUGACGCCAACUCGCUGGGCAAGUGGAUUUACGACUGGACUGUAUUCCACCACGGCGCGUCGACCCCUAUGGCAGAUGUCGCGGGCGAUCUGUGGUUGUUAUUGAUCAAGUUGGCUGGUAAGGUGAAACGGGCAGACGAAUGCAUUGAUCGCAUCAAGCGCCGCGAUGCGCGUGAGACGGUUGCGGAUUUUCUGGAGAGUGGCGAACGCCUGUGGGUGCGAUUUAAGAAGCUGCUGAAGACAUGUGAACAGUUCAUGUGGAAGGCCGCCAAGCGCGAGGGUGGCAAGACGGUCUCGAUGGGCCGCAACGCGGGCUGCGAAUUUGUUGAGACGAUCUUCGGCCGGGACCGCGAGCUAGAAAGCACGGAGAAGCUGAUGAACAGCUUUCGGUUAUGGAACAUGCGCUUUGACGCCAACUGCGAGGAGAUUCUUCGCCGACCGUCCUCAGCUUAGAACGGCAUACAACUUCGACUAUACAACCUAUACCGACAUAGGAGACCCCCAAAAGUAAUACUCUGAUUUGAUUUCGACAUAAGCGACGGGAUGCAUUUUUCGCACCGCAACGGAAUACAGGCGCGUGAGCGUUGUCCUUGAUUCUUUAUCUUGAUUCUCAUU
Molecule: messenger RNA, 1760 nt
Organism: Aspergillus welwitschiae
Lineage: Eukaryota; Fungi; Ascomycota; Eurotiomycetes; Eurotiales; Aspergillaceae
Exons: 1
Coding region: 423-1598 (391 amino acids)
Source: RefSeq, a predicted model, not a curated record